GAUAUGAAUGAUAUAAAGGUGGUGUUGAAGCCAGAUGAUGGUCCAUACAGAGGUGGAGCUUUUGUCUUUCAGAUAAAGAUAAAUCCUGAAACUUAUGAAUCCAAGGGACCGGAAGUUCAAUGUUUAACACAUGUUUAUCACCCAAACAUCGAUACUGAGAAAGGUGUGGAUUACGAAAACUUUGGAGAAAUUUCCAACGUUUGUUUGAAUAUGUUGAAGGAUUGGCAACCGUCAUUCCACUUAGAUGGUUUAAUCAACGGACUGUUGUUUUUAUUCCACCAACCAAACCUCGACGACCCUUACAGUUCGUAUUUCGAAUACAAUGUAUCGAUGGACGAUUUUGAGAAAAACGUCCGAAAGUCAUUGCUAGGA
This is a messenger RNA of Lottia gigantea (owl limpet), 372 nucleotides long. RefSeq lists its product as hypothetical. Gene Ontology annotation, molecular function: NEDD8 transferase activity. The annotation marks the transcript as partial. The transcript is spliced from 2 exons. Gene Ontology annotation, biological process: protein neddylation. The record is from RefSeq and is a predicted model, not a curated record. Gene Ontology annotation, cellular component: nucleus. Lineage: Eukaryota; Metazoa; Mollusca; Gastropoda; Lottiidae.